CUUAUAUAUUAACGUUUUCGAUCUUAAUAUCUACAUAUACAAUGGCAGAAAUUCAAAUGACCACCUAUGAUAUCGUCAUCUUCGGAGCAUCUGGUUUCACAGGCAAGCACGUAGUUAGAGAAGCUCUCAAGUUUCUUUCACCGAAUUCGCCGCUCAAAUCACUUGCCUUAGCCGGUCGGAACCUUUCAAAACUCUCCGAAACACUAAAAUGGGCUUCCAAAUCUCCCCCCACCCUCCCCCUCCUCGUUGCUGACACCUCUGACACAUCCUCUCUCCGCCGCAUGGCUUCCCAAGCUAAGCUUGUCCUUAACUGCGUUGGCCCUUUUCGACUUCACGGUGACCCGGUCGUCGAUGCCUGUGUUGAAGCCGGAUGUGAUUAUUUAGAUAUUUGUGGUGAGCCGGAGUUCAUGGAGAGGAUAGAGGCCGUUUACCAUGAGAAGGCGGUGGAGACCGGCAGCUUGGUGAUUUCAGCUUGUGGGUUUGAUUCUAUUCCAGCUGAAUUCGGGUUCAUGUUCAAUUCCAGGCAAUGGGUUUCGCCGGCAGCUCCUAAUCGGGUUCAAGCCUAUCUACAACUUGAAUCUGAUAAAAGGAUGGUUGGAAAUUUUGCCACGUAUGAAUCUGCAGUUUUGGGGUUCGCUAAUGCUGAUAACCUCAUCAAGUUGCGACGAUCAGGACGCAGAAGAGCUCGACCUUCGAUUCCUGGUUAUGCUCCUACAAAAGGAUCGAUCAUAGAAUACCAGAAAAAGCUCGGACUUUGGGCCCUGAAUCUCGCAUCCGCCGAUGCCACUGUUGUUCGCAGAACACUCUCGAUCCUUACAGAAAAUCCCACUGGUCUUCAUGGAGUGAAUGAGGAUCCUAAAGUGGCAGAUAAAAGAAUCGCAUUUUGGUCCAUAGUAAAACCUGCUCAUUUCGGAGUAAAGAUUGGCAGUAAGAAGCUUCUGGGUCUCCUACCAUGGAUCGCAAUUGGGUUGUCGCUUAUGCGGUUGUGCGGAUCCUCUCUGGGUAGGUGGUUUCUGUUGACAUUCCCUUCAGUUUUCAGUCUUGGAGUUUUUAGGAAGAAGGGUCCAACCAAAGAGGAAUUGGAGAGUGCUAGUUUUAAAAUGUGGUUCGUCGGCCAUGGAUUCAGUGAUGCGAAUCUUGCUUCUCAGAGAAACGCAACGCCUGAUACAGAAAUUAUUACGAGGGUGACGGGGCCUGACGUUGGGUAUCUCACAACUUCGAUCAUUCUGGUUCAGUGUGCGUUGAUUAUUUUGGAACGACGGGGAGAUCUUCCGAAAGGCGGCAUCUUAACUCCUGGAAUCGUUUUUGGCCCCACUCAUCUUCAAGAUCGACUACAGGAGAAUGGUGUUUCCUUUGAUUUGAUUUCAAAGACUCAGUUCUAUACAUGAAUUGGAUGCUUUUCUUAUUAGUUUUACUUUUAGUCUUUUAGAUGCAAUAAAAUGAGGUAGCAAGGCCAUCUAUGUACCCGUAGUCCCUAUAUAAAAAAAUGAAAACAAUCUUUGUAAUACCAAAGUCAUUUUGUAUGAGUUUCAUUAUAUAAUAAAAGAUA
Molecule: messenger RNA, 1549 nt
Organism: Lactuca virosa
Lineage: Eukaryota; Viridiplantae; Streptophyta; Magnoliopsida; Asterales; Asteraceae
Source: the annotation of a GenBank genome assembly